AUGAUUCGUCAUUCUCUUGUCUUCCUCAUUUCCUUUACGAUUUUGGUCUCCGGAUCAUUUUUUGAGGAGUCAACAUGCGAAGAUGAUCCAACUAUUGAUUGCGCGUCAUUCGAAGAAAAAUGCGCCGACGAGACAAUGGAACCAUUGCUUAAAAAACUGUGUCCAGUCACCUGUAAAUCCUGUCCAUCGACUGUUUCUCCAACUACCGCGGCUCCAUGUGAAGAUGCACCCGGAUCCAAUUGUGCGGAUUUCAAAAACCUCUGCAGCAAUGCGAAAUAUGUUCCAAUGCUAAAACAAUUCUGUCCAGUCACUUGUAACAUGUGUCCAGGGGCCACCACAGUUUCUCCACCAACACCAAGCCCGAAUUGUCACGAUAACGAAUCACAGUGCGCUGGAUGGGCAAGCCAAGGAUUCUGUACCAAUUGUUUCUAUACAUGUGAAGUUCGAAUCAAAUACUGCCAAAAAACUUGCGAGUACUGUACCGGGCAAAAAACCUGUGAGAAUUGU
Caenorhabditis briggsae is the source of this 507-nucleotide messenger RNA. The annotation marks the transcript as partial. Lineage: Eukaryota; Metazoa; Nematoda; Chromadorea; Rhabditida; Rhabditidae. The record is from RefSeq and is a predicted model, not a curated record. The transcript is spliced from 2 exons.